Messenger RNA from Botrytis fragariae, 1842 nucleotides. RefSeq names its product putative g2-specific serine threonine protein kinase protein. The transcript has 4 exons. Gene Ontology annotation, molecular function: ATP binding; protein kinase activity. The record is from RefSeq and is a predicted model, not a curated record. Gene Ontology annotation, biological process: protein phosphorylation. Lineage: Eukaryota; Fungi; Ascomycota; Leotiomycetes; Helotiales; Sclerotiniaceae. Bases 1 to 1842 code for a protein of 613 amino acids.
AUGGCUGCCGUAGAAGAUCCAAUUACAAAGAGAGGCGGGAUCCGAGAAUUUGUGAGGACUGAGCCAAGUUGGGAAACCCGUCUGGGAGACAGGUGGGAAUUCCAGGGACGAAUCCGCAAAACUGAUAGAGCGAUUAUUGCGCAUUUCAAAUAUGAAGACAGGGAAGACGAAGAUAACAAUCCCCCUCACACCAAAGAUAUAGUUGUCAAGAUUCGAUUUCGACGGUCUGCUCCAGGAGGUCGACCCAAUGGCUAUCCGGAAGGUUAUAAAGGGAUCGUUAGUGAAGGACGAUUUCUCCAAUAUCUCUCUGGAUACUAUGCCUGGCGCCCUUAUGACAAUCCCGACUGCAUACCCGACCGGCCUGAAAAUAUUUUGAGGCAUUAUCGUGACCAAUUAGUGCCGUCAGAUGAGACCGAAUCAAUCAAUCGGAAUGUAAUCUCAUUCUUGGAAUAUUGUCCUGGUAUUGUGAUCACUCGUACGCCCGAGGAUGAGACUCGGUAUUAUGACUUAGAUGUCUUCGAUAAGCAUAAUACUACAUUCAUUGAAGAGAUUGAUAUAUGGAUCAUCUUCAGGCAGUUUAUGAGGAUGAUUCUGAUGAUGGAGUGUGGCAGUGAGAUUCCGAGAAAUGCUCGUCAGAGGCGGUCUAUUUGGGAUACACAGGAGAUGGAAAUGUGUCAUUACGAUAUUCAGCCGAGCAAUAUUUUGAUUGGAUACAAGAAUCAUGAGAAAGACCGUGUUCCGGUACUUAAACUGUGCGAUUUCGGGGACGCGCUCCAGGUCCCUCGGUUUUUUGAUCAACAACGUGCCGGGAGGUAUAGUUUUCCAACCCAAAGAAAUGGCCGACCAGGCUACCAAGCUCCCGAACAACUCAUCCCCAACACAGAGCAUGUACAUCCAUUCCGCCAUGGCUCAUGUAGCAAUAUAUUCCAAUUUGCGAACAUUAUCCGUCUUCUAAUGCACGGAGGAAACUUUGCUCGACAUGAGAUACAUCCCGAAGAUCCAGCUUGGUGCGACGAUUACUUUGGAGAGUAUACCAACCAAAACCCAAGGACGUACGCAUAUUCUCUGUCGGAGGGCGAAAGCAGAGUAAAUAGACCUGGAUUUAAAGGAUAUAGCAACCAAUUAUUAGAACUCGUCCAAGAAUGCAUGAAGGAAAAGCCCGAAUCUCGACCCCGUCCCUUAAAUCUCUUUCACUAUGUCAACGACUAUUUUCAUGACUGCGACCAAUCUUACAACGAUCCCGAUUAUCCCGGACCAGGGGAAGAUGAUCUGCACCGCCAAAAGCCACCUCACAAAGCUGGGGCACCUAUAAUUAAAUACCCACCCAUCCAUCCUCUCUUCGCCCUCGCAACACUAGCCCCCCCUCAUUUCCGCACCCCGCAACCCAGCUGGGAGAAAGACUUUUCCAAAUUCUACGAAGUUGAAGAUUUCGCCUGGCCGCCCACGCCCCGCGCCCUAACCCCAGAGUGGCCGCGCACGUACGAAUACACCGAGGAUACAAUCUACAACGGCGACGAUCUUCCCGAACACGAACACUACGAGUAUCCGCGCUCGCAGCCGCAGGUUCCAGAAAGAUGCCCCCAUGGUCCGCCCAUGAUCGAUCAGAGACCCAGUGUGAAUAUUCCGGAUCGGAGAAUUGAUGCUCCUGGUGGUAUUGCGAGGAAUUUGGGACUUUUGAAGUAUUAUGAUCGCUUGGGUCAUAUGUGGAUGGGAGAGGAGAAUUAUUGGAAAAUGUUGGAGGCGGGCUUGAAUCCCGAGACGUACAAUUGGGGGAUGAGGAUUCCGGAUCCCGAAAUGGAUGAGGAUGAGAAGGCGAUGAGUGGGCCGGAGGUUGGGGAGUGA